This is a messenger RNA of Ochotona curzoniae (black-lipped pika), 2639 nucleotides long. RefSeq names its product pleckstrin and Sec7 domain containing 2 (gene PSD2). Bases 64 to 2370 code for a protein of 768 amino acids. The transcript has 15 exons. Gene Ontology annotation, biological process: regulation of ARF protein signal transduction. Lineage: Eukaryota; Metazoa; Chordata; Mammalia; Lagomorpha; Ochotonidae. Gene Ontology annotation, molecular function: phospholipid binding; guanyl-nucleotide exchange factor activity; protein binding. The record is from RefSeq and is a predicted model, not a curated record.
GAGCAAGGAGCCGGUCUAGUGGAGUCCAAGGAGCAGCCAGGACAGGGUAGGGCAGUGGCUGCCAUGGACAAAGACACAUUCCACCCUGUCCUGCCCAAGGAGGGCCCCAACCUGGAGCUCAAAGAAGAAGCCCCCAUUUUCCAGACUGCUGAGGGCUCGUGCUGCAGCAUUGGCAGCCCAGGGCUUAAGCAGAGGGACCACCUGGGGGGCACAGAGGAGCCCCCAGAGGAGCAGAAUGUGGCCUCCCACGGCCUUAGCCUUGACCUGUCCCUCACCAAUGGCCUAGCCCUGGGGCAGGACACAGAUGCUCGGGAAGAGGACGCAGAGUCCCGGCCCUGGCGUGCUGACGGGCUGGCACGAGGGGACGAUGCUUCCAGUCUCCAUGCCGACACUGAGGAUCCUCAUCUGGGUCUGGAUGACCCCGGGGAACCAGAUGUACGUGAUGGAUUCAGCGCCACGUUCGAGAAGAUUCUGGAAUCAGAGCUUUUGCGGGGCACUCAGUACAGCAGCCUUGACUCCCUGGACGCCCUGAGCCUCACAGAUGAGAGCGACAGCUGUGUCAGCUUUGAGGCCCCUCUCACGCCCCUCAUCCAGCAGCGGGCCCGGGACAGCCCCGAGCCGGGGCCCGGGCUGGGCCUUGGGGACCUGGGGCCUGAGCAGGACACGGGAGCAGCUGGUGGUGAUGGAGAGCUGGGCAGCCCCCUGCGACGCUCCAUCUCCUGCAGCCGCUCGGAGAACGUCCUGAGCCGCCUGUCUCUCACCGCCAUGCCCAAUGGCUUCCAUGAAAACGGAGCCUCGGGCACAGGCAGGGAGGAGGAGGAAGAGGAGGACGACGAGGAGGACACAGACAAGAUGCUCAACUCAGCCAGUGACCCCAGCCUGAAGGAUGGCCUGUCGGAUUCGGACUCGGAGCUGAGCAGCUCGGAGGGGCUGGAGCCUGGUGGUGCAGACUCAUUGGCCAAUGGGUGCCAGGGUAUGAAUGAGGCUGCUCGCAGGCUGGCCCGCCGCCUGUACCACCUGGAGGGCUUCCAGCGCUGCGACGUGGCCCGGCAGCUGGGCAAGAACAAUGACUUCAGCAGGCUGGUGGCUGGGGAAUACCUCAGUUUCUUCGACUUCUCAGGCCUAACUUUGGACCGGGCACUCAGAAACUUCCUGAAGGCCUUCCCUCUGAUGGGAGAGACACAAGAGCGGGAGCGGGUCCUGACACACUUCUCCCGCCGGUAUUGCCAGUGCAACCCCGAAGACAGCACCUCGGAAGAUGGAAUCCACACACUCACCUGUGCACUGAUGCUGCUCAACACGGACCUGCAUGGCCACAAUAUCGGUAAGAAGAUGUCUUGCCAGCAAUUCAUUGCCAACCUGGACCAGCUGAACGAUGGCCAAGACUUUGCCAAAGAUCUGCUGAAGUCCCUGUACAAUUCCAUCAAGAAUGAAAAGCUGGAAUGGGCCAUUGAUGAAGACGAGCUGAGGAAGUCCCUGUCUGAGCUGGUGGAUGACAAGUUUGGGACAGGCACGAAGAAAGUGACUCGGAUCCUGGAUGGUGGCAACCCUUUCCUGGAUGUCCCCCAGGCUCUUAGUGCUACCACCUAUAAGCAUGGCGUGCUCACCCGGAAGACCCACGCGGACAUGGAUGGCAAGAGGACACCCCGUGGGAGGCGAGGCUGGAAGAAGUUCUACGCAGUGCUCAAAGGGACCAUCUUAUACCUGCAGAAGGAUGAAUACAGGCCUGACAAAGCCCUGUCAGAGGGUGACCUGAAGAAUGCCAUCCGUGUGCACCAUGCCCUGGCCACCAGGGCCUCCGACUACAGCAAGAAGUCCCACGUGCUGAAGCUGAAGACGGCUGACUGGAGGGUCUUCCUCUUCCAGGCCCCGAGCAAGGAAGAAAUGCUGUCGUGGAUCCUGAGGAUCAACCUGGUGGCCGCCAUCUUCUCGGCCCCGGCCUUCCCAGCUGCUGUCAGCUCCAUGAAGAAGUUCUGCCGGCCCUUGCUGCCCUCUUGCACCACACGCCUCUGCCAGGAGGAGCAGCUGCGGUCCCAUGAGAACAAGCUGAGGCAGGUGACGGCAGAGCUGGCCGAGCACAGGCAGCACGCGGUGGAGAGGGGCGUGAGGUCCAAGGAGGCCGAGGAGGCCCGGCUGAAGGAGCACUAUCUCACGUUUGAGAAAAGCCGUUAUGAGACCUACAUCCACCUGCUGUCGGUGAAAAUCAAGGUGGGCUCUGACGACCUGGAGCGGAUCGAGGCCCGGCUCGCCACCCUGGACGGGGAAGACCCUUCGCUUCGGAAGACACACUCGAGCCCUGCCCUCAGCCAGGGCCACGGGCCUGUGACUGGCAGCCAAGCCGCCAAGGAUGCCACCGGGCCUGACACUUAGCUGGCACGAACAUGCGGAGCCUUGCCCCAGGCAGGCGGGUCAGUGAGCACAACUCCAGCCAGCUGCCACUCACACAGCUGCAGCCAGUGGCCCGGCAGCCCGAGGGGUGCGGAGGGGCCUGCGGGCCGAGAAGGCGCUGCUGUCCGAGGCCCAGGCCUUCCGGCACCCGUAGCCCUCGUUCCCUUGCCACAGCUGAGCCUCAUUUUGCAGGCCGGGCGUGCGCACGCUCGAGCCGCCACUUCCGGGAGAAGGCCGCUGGGCCGCGCCGA